Molecule: messenger RNA, 2924 nt
Organism: Condylura cristata (star-nosed mole)
Lineage: Eukaryota; Metazoa; Chordata; Mammalia; Eulipotyphla; Talpidae
Gene: TM2D2
Product: TM2 domain containing 2
Exons: 4
Coding region: 70-714 (214 amino acids)
Source: RefSeq, a predicted model, not a curated record
UGGACUUGGGUCGGCGGCCCGGGCCGGGGUUGGGAUUGAGGCCGGGGCUCCGCUACUGGGCCCGUGAGGAUGGUGCUGGGUGGUUGCCCGGUGAGUUACUUACUUCUGUGCGGCCAGGCGGCUUUGCUACUGGGGAAUCUACUUCUACUGCAUUGUGUCUCUCGGAGCCAUUCGCACAACGCGACCGCAGAGCCCGAGCUCACAUCCGCUGGCGCCGCCCAUCCGGAGGGCUCCGCCGGCCCCCAGAGCUGGGAAUAUGGCGACCCCCAUUCUCCAGUCAUCCUUUGCUCUUACCUACCUGAUGAAUUUAUUGAUUGUGACCCUCCAGUGGAUCAUGUUGGAAAUACAACUGCAUCCCAGGAACUAGGUUAUGGUUGUCUCAAGUUCGGUGGUCAGGCCUACAGUGAUGUGGAACACACUUCAGUUCAGUGCCGGGCCCUAGAUGGAAUUGAGUGUGCCAGCCCUAGGACCUUUUUACGUGAGAAUAAACCUUGUAUAAAGUAUACCGGACAUUACUUCAUAACCACUUUACUCUACUCUUUCUUCCUGGGAUGUUUUGGAGUGGAUCGUUUCUGUCUGGGACACACUGGCACAGCAGUAGGGAAACUGUUGACACUUGGAGGACUUGGGAUUUGGUGGUUUGUUGACCUUAUUUUGCUUAUUACUGGAGGGCUAAUGCCAAGUGAUGGCAGCAAUUGGUGCACUGUUUACUAAAAAGAGUUGCUAUUUACAACCCAGAGAGACAAGUCUUCUGAAUUCAUCUCUACAUGCUCAGAACUCUUCCUUGAUAUCAGAUCUAAACAUCAGGAAGAGAAUGGGUUUGAUUGGGAAAAUUUCUUGUGACUUUGUAUUUUCAGCCCAGAUUUUACCUUGCAGACUAGAAAUGACAAGGAAACAGUGUGGAAAUCAAAUGGCACCUUUCCUUGUAUACAGAAUACAGUCACUAACUUAACAGCUGAAGAGGACUUCCAUAUUCCUUAAUUAGUAGGUUGCACUAUCCUCAAUCCUUUGGAACAAGUGGAUGAAACAGAAUGAGCAAAGUGAAUUUUUCUUUCAAAGUGAGUAUUUUUAACCUUACUCAUGGCCCUGAGUCUUCAUGCAGAGGAGAUCUGAAACGGAACCAGUGAAAAUCUUCAACAGAAAUGGAGAUGACCAUGGAUUUUAAUAUAUACUGAAAUUCUAACUUUUUUCAUUUAAAUUGCAGAAUGCAUUUUGCCAACCUGGAAUCCUGUUUGGAUUUUUCAGUGGGUAGAGUGGAACUCCAAGUUAUAAUUGUUUUGCAAAAAGCUAGAUAUUCAAAGCAAACCACCCCACUGAUAAACCCUAUUGUUUCUCCCUCAUAAUGCUCUAGAGCUAGUAAAACAAUUUCUUUAUUGCAAUUAACUUCUUCCUGGAAGAAUUUUCUUACCUAAAAAUUAGUAUUUACCAAUUUGGAGAGUCCAAGUUGUAGGUGAUUAAAAAAAAAAAUUUCAUACAUGUAACUGUAAAACUUCACAUUUAGGUAAUAUGAAAAGUCUCAUGCCCUUGGAAAGAAAAACAGACUCUUACUAAAGGAUACUAUUACUGACCACUGGGUAAAGUUAGGAUGUGAUUUAAAGGGUCAAAUAGAAAUUGAACACAUCCUGUCAAAAUAAGCAGGGUGCCAAAAAUUCUCACUGUAGCCAGUAUCGCUUAAUCAUAGUGAAAGAGGUACAGCCAAGCUUUUGCAUUCCAAAUCACUGGCAAUAAAAGGAAACAUUCCAAAUUAUAAGUGAUUUUCAAAACUUAGUUCCCAUCAUUUGUAAUCUUGCUUGAAAAGAACUGGCAAAUGUAAAAGGGGACUUUUACAGACAAGUCUAAAAGCCUAAUACUCAGGGUGACAUAAAUCUUAGAAAGCAUCAAGAUACAACUGCUCAGUUUCAUAACCAACUUAAAGAUCAAGAAUCACAAUUAAAAACCUCUGGAUAUGCUUCACCAUUUUGAAGCAACUUUCUUAAGGGUUUUAGGCUUUAUUGUCCGUGAUUACUGUUCUUAUUAUAAAAAUGGUGGCAACUGUAUAAAAAUUAAAACAUUCUGUUCUCUUGAAUAUUCUGUACCACACUGACCUUAACCUUGUUUGUAACAGUACUAGGUGAAAGGUUCUUCUUUGUUGUGGAUCUUAAAGAAACUGUACUCCCUCCCCAGAAAAAUACACAUUCAUAAAAGUUUACGUAGAAUUAGAGGUUCAAAGAUGCUAUAUUAUUUUCAAAACUCACUCUAAGACAAAUGUGGAAAACAGAAACAAAUAUUAAAACCUCACCCAAAAAAAUACUAUUCUAAGCCACAAAUCCUGCCUCAUUUCACACUGUUUUGAUUUGUUUCAAAUGCCCUUAAGGGUAGGCACAAACCCCAUCAAAAGUUAUUUUCUUAAAAAAAAAAAAAAAAAACUUUUGACAGCUUUCAGACUUUAACUCACUAAUGCCAAAAAGUUGGAGCUUGGGUAGAAAGGUAAACAUCUAAGUUAUUAAAGUAUUUGUUGUAUGGUUAUAGUGGAAGCCCUUCUCACAGAACAGCUAUUAGAGACCAAAGUUACAUAACAAUUUAACUCAAAGUGGUAACCGGAGGAUCUUUAGUACCCCCUCUGAUAAUCUGCUGUUGUCAGUUUCAGUUUGAAAUCUAAAUAAUGCCCAUCCCUCUAUAUCCACAAGCCAGGCAAAUGUGGUACAACCUAAAAAGCUGAUUAAGUAAAGGAGUAUUAUUAAAGAUUUGAUUUCCUUUGCAGUUGGGACUCAGGUAGUUUCUUGUUAUUUGGUGGAUAGAUCUAUUCUAUCUGUAUGUUGGUGUUAUAUCUAGUUUGUGACUACAGAGAAAUUACUAACGUUUGCUCUUGUCAGGGUUAAAUUAGUAACUGUGCCUGCUUUCCCAUUGUUUCUGAUCUUUAAAUAAAGUUUUGUCAGCUCCCCAGA